Molecule: messenger RNA, 3442 nt
Organism: Cebus imitator (Panamanian white-faced capuchin)
Lineage: Eukaryota; Metazoa; Chordata; Mammalia; Primates; Cebidae
Gene: ASB14
Product: ankyrin repeat and SOCS box containing 14
Exons: 10
Coding region: 1679-3442 (587 amino acids)
Biological process (GO): intracellular signal transduction
Cellular component (GO): cytoplasm
Molecular function (GO): protein binding
Source: RefSeq, a predicted model, not a curated record
CUAUGGAAGGAAAAUGAAGUGUGUUUGGGAAGCAGAUGAGAAAUUUUCAACGUUUUUAUUUAGUUUCUUUUUAAAGUUUGAUUGUAUGUGGAAAAGAGAUUUGGGGGAGUUAAAUUGAUAAAAUUGAACAAAUAUCAGAAAUUAUCUCCCUCACAAAUGUUAAGUCAUUCCUGUGGCUCCAGUAUAGUUUAUUUUCCACUCUCCUUCCUAAAGUAAUUAUACAUAAAUACUUCAAAUACAUAAAUUAAGAAAUUAUAAAUAUGGAAAAUACUAAAACAAUUACACAACUACAGUCCUUAUUUCAUACCUCUAAGACAUUAGUUUCAUUUCUCACCAUACCCUUGUGACUAGGAAAGGAAACUCAAAGCUGUGAAGUUGACCUACAAAGGCAGUAAGAUGGCUGAAGGGCAGUCCUAACUUCCAAACCUGCGGUGACAUUGUGCUUCUUGGCAUUUGCUCCAUAUUUAACUUGAAAUAUUAAGUGGUCCCUUUGCUUUUUUAAGUGUAUGUUAACAAUUUAAAAAUAUUUCAACAAAACAAUUUUAGUAAAAAUUUUAUUUUGUGUAGAGUGAAUUCUUCCCUUAGGAUUCCAAGGACACUUAAGGCCACAGUUCCGUAACCCAACAAAAAUGGAGGCACAGCUACCUAGUGAAUCUAGUACAAUUGUUACAGUCACUUUGGAUAAUUGGGUCAAGAGCAAAAUGUUGGUUUCUCUGAAAUGAAAAAUGGAUUCUGGUUUGCAGUGGCUAUGUGCAUGAGUCUUAAGAGAAUGAAUUAUCUUUGCAUGGACAACCCCCUGCAAAAGCAUUUUAUUCAAGGAAUAAAAUGUUUAAUCGUUUAAAUUUGAUGAAUAUAGCAGUAAAGAAAAGAGAUCAUGUUUCCAAAAAGAGCUAAACCACAUGUAAAAAACAAGGAGAAUGUGCCAGACUGUCUUAUGAUGAAGUAUUUAUAGUAAAGCUAUUAAUGGAAUGGUCACUACAAGAGAGAGGCGAUCCUAAAUAGAAAUGAAAAUUCUGAAGCUUACAUGUGUUAGUCCUUAACAGUGAAAACUUCAGUGCUGUCCUAGAGGAUAUAACAAAAGGUAAAAAGUCUUUGACAUGUGACCAAAUGUAUUCUAUGCUAAAACUGACAUUUUUCUUUUAAAACCAUUUAGAUAUUGCCUAAUAAGAUACAUUUGUUUUUACUAUUGCUGUAUCUCUGUUGUAAUUAUGAGAAUACAUUUGUUCCUAUAGCAUGUUUAUUUUUAAUGUUUAUUAAGCAAAAUAUUAUUUUCAGCAUAACACUCACUGUGUGUAGGAAAGAUAUCAUUUUGGAUGAGUGCUACAAUCACUGUGAAAAAGUCACUGCCAAGUCUAACAGAUCAAUCAGAGCGUUAUCAGAGUGGCACUAACUAAAGUCUUAUUUGAAAGGUGCUUUUUCCUAAAUAAGCUUUAAGUCAAUGGCUACUCAUGGACACUUCUAAUUUUUGUUGAAUCUGUGGCAGUCCAGAAAACUCUUUUAAGUUUAUAGAAAAUUUUUAAUGAAUAUUUUGUUUCCUAAACUGUGUAUAUUUUUCAUUUAUUAAUCCUAUCAAUUUUCUAGGUUUCUGAAUUUCAUUUGUAAUUUUAAGCAGUUGAUAGUCUUUUCACAACUGGAAAAAUAUUAAUACACUCUGACUUUAAACCUGUCCGCGUUUCACAUGGAUAAUUACACCAGCGACGAAGACAUAGACGAAGACUUUGACACCCAGUUCAUCAUUCAACAGAGUUUACAGGAUAUUUACAAGCCAGGAACAACACAACAUGCACCUGACGAUGAGAGCUUCCAUCCCUUUUUGAGCACUAAGUAUAAGAAGAUAGUUGAAGCAAUAAAGAAAGGUAAAGAAGAUGCAUUGUCACACUUAACCAAGUACCAUUCUGCUUUUGACGAAGCAGAUGAGAUAGGCUGGAUUCCUCUGCAUAAGGCUGCAGUGCAAUUAAAUAAGAAAAUUUUGGAAAUAACCCUAAGCGCUUCAAAACCCAGUCUGUGGGAGCAAACCACUCACAAUGGUGAAACGCCACUUUUUUUGGCUGUCAGCAAUUGCCUCUUGGAAAAUGCCACUUUUCUUCUUCUCAACGGCUGCAAUCCAAAUGCUAAGAAUUUUGAAGGCAACUCUCCUCUUCUCACAGCUGUGCUGCGUGACUCCUACGAUACAGCUGCCUUGCUGAUCAACUAUGGAGCAGAUGUCAAUCUGCGUUGUGCCAACGAGAGGACAGCUCUUCACGAAGCAGCCAAACUGGGCAGAGAGGACCUGGUGAAGCUUCUGCUGGUUUCUGGGGCACACCCUGACCCACGGAGCACGUAUGGAUUCACUCCUCUUGCUCUUGCUGCCCAAAGUGGACACACUGAAAUCAUGGAAAUGUUACUGCGGAAAGGAGCUAACGCUCAUGGUCAGGCCUCUGAUUGUUCUUCCAUCUUACUUGAAGCUGCAAGUGGAGGAAAUCCUGAUGCUGUGGCGCUCUUGCUGGAGUAUGGAACUGAUGCCAACAUCCCUAAGAAUUCAGGUCACCUGCCCAUCCAUGUGGCAGCUGACAGGGGCCACUUACUAGCUCUAAAGAUACUGAUUCCAGUUACGGAUCUUGCUGCCAUUAAGCAAAGUGGCAUCAGUCCAGUUCACUGCGCAGCAGCAGGAGCACACCCUCAGUGCCUGGAGCUCCUCAUCCAGGCUGGAUUUGAUGUGAACUUCAUGUUGGAUCAGAGAAUUCGCAAACACUAUGAUGACCACAGGAAGUCAGCUUUGUAUUUUGCUGUAUCAAACAGUGACCUCUCUUCAGUCAAGCUGCUUCUGGGUGCUGGAGCUCUGCCUAAUCAAGACCCGGUUAACUGCCUCCAGAUAGCCCUCAGGAUGGGCAACUACGAGCUGAUCAGUCUGCUGCUAAGGCAUGGGGCCAAUGUGAAUUACUUCUGCAGAGUUAACCCUUUACAUUUCCCAUCGGCACUGCAAUACACACUGAAAGAUGAAGUCAUGCUCAGGAUGCUGCUGAACUAUGGGUAUGACACAGAGCGAUGUUUUGAUUGCCCUCAUGGGGACAAAGUCCAUCCUUCCUAUACUUCUGAAGGCUGGACAUCUACAGUUAUCAAAGAUACUAAGUUCUGUGAAGUAAUAACUUUGUCAUGGCUGCAACAUCUCUCUGGAAAGGUUGUUCGAGUGAUGCUUGAUUAUGUUGAUCAAGUUCGGAUCUGUUCAAAGUUGAAAGCUGUGCUCCAAAAACAGGGGAUCUGGUCAGAAAUACAUUUUAUCUUAACAAACCCUCGCUCCCUGAAACACUUGUGUCGCCUAAAGAUCCGGAAGUGCAUGGGACGUUUACAUUUGCGCUGCCCUGUCUUCAUGUCAUUUCUUCCAUUACCUAAUCGUCUAAAAGCUUAUGUCCUUUAUGAAGAAUACGACCUUUAUGGACAAGGAAUUUUUACAGGAACCUGGUAA